This is a messenger RNA of Polistes dominula (European paper wasp), 1783 nucleotides long. Its product is annotated as aromatic-L-amino-acid decarboxylase. Lineage: Eukaryota; Metazoa; Arthropoda; Insecta; Hymenoptera; Vespidae. Gene Ontology annotation, cellular component: cytoplasm. Gene Ontology annotation, molecular function: pyridoxal phosphate binding; aromatic-L-amino-acid decarboxylase activity. Gene Ontology annotation, biological process: carboxylic acid metabolic process; amino acid metabolic process; catecholamine metabolic process. The record is from RefSeq and is a predicted model, not a curated record.
GUCAAUACUUUAGUUGGACUAAGAAGAACGGUUGUGUUGUAAGUUAUAUUAACAGUUAUAAUUAAAUUCUUUCGAAGAAAAGAUAAAUCUAUGGGUCAUUAACGGAUAUAAGGACAAGAAUUUGAAUUUGAACGCAAGAAUGGACGUCAAGGAUUUUCUUGAUUUUGGCAAAAGUGCGAUAGAUUUUAUUGCAAAUUAUUAUGAAACAUUGAGAGAUAGGCCAGUACUUCCUGACGUUGAACCUGGUUAUUUAAGUCAAAUGAUACCAGAUGAAGCACCUGUUAAAGCUGAAACUUGGCAAGAGGUUUUUAAAGAUAUUGAAAGAGUCAUUUUACCUGGGAUGACGCAUUGGAAUUCGCCUAAUUUUUACGCAUAUUAUCCGGGCUCACCAUCGUUUCCAUCCAUCGUUGGUGAAUUGUUAUGCGCUGGAUUUGGUGGAGUUGGUUUUUCUUGGAUGUGUUCACCAGUUUAUACAGAAUUAGAAGUUAUCACGUUGAAUUGGCUUGGAAAAAUGUUAAAUCUUCCAUCCGAAUUCUUAAAUUGUAACAAUGGACCCGGAGGAGGUGUUAUACAGGGUUCCGCCAGUGAAACUACACUUAUUUGCUUAAUAGCUGCCAAAGAUCGAACAACUCGACGUAUAAAAAGUAUUCAUCCUAAUUGGGAUGAGAACCUUAUUAGAGCCAAAUUAGUAGGUUAUACUUCAGAUCAGGCAAACUCAUCCGUCGAAAAAGCCGGACUUUUAGCGACAGUUCAGAUGAAACUAUUACCCAGUGAUGAAAAUGGAAGUCUUCGUGGUGAUACAUUGUUAAAAGUAAUUAAAGAAGAUUUAGAAAAUGGUCUUAUACCAUGUUACGUUUGUGCAACAUUGGGUACUACUGGUACUUGUGCUUUAGAUAAUUUAGAUGAAAUAGGACCUAUUUGUAAUCAAUACGACAUAUGGCUUCAUAUCGAUGCUGCAUAUAUUGGUGCCGCAUUUGUUUGUCCUGAAUAUCGACAUUUGAUGACUGGUGUUCAUUAUGCCGAUUCGUUUAACGUUAAUUGUCAUAAAUGGUUGCUCGUUAAUUUCGAUUGUUCAGCAAUGUGGGUGAAAAAUUCCAAAUAUCUUAUCGAGGCAAUGAGCGUUGAAAGAAUUUAUUUGAGUCACGAUAAACAAGGUGUUGCACCUGAAUACAGACAUUGGCAAAUACAAUUAGGACGUCGUUUUCGUUCAUUAAAACUAUGGUUUGUCUUACGUCUUUAUGGAGUAGAAGGAAUGCAGAAACACAUAAGGACAACUGUAUCAUUGGCAAAUAAAUUUGCUAAUUACAUUAAAUCUGAUGACAGAUUUGAAUUAGUCACGAAUACUAUGGCAUUAGUUAGUUUUCGAUUGAAGGGAGAGAACGAAUUGACAAAUGAACUUCUCAAACGUUUGACUGAAAGGAAACGCAUUUAUGUUAUCAUAGCUACGAUAAAUGAAAGAUAUAUCAUUCGUUUUUGCGUAUGCAGUCCAUUAUGUCAAGAAACAGACAUUGAAUUUGCUUGGAAUGAAAUCAGUGAACAAGCUAAGGAAAUUCUUCAAGCGAAUCAUCAUCAUCAUCAUCAUCACCAUCAUCAUCAUCAUCCUGUUGAAGAACUUUUAAUUCAACCAUCCGUAAAAUCGUAUAACGAUAUUACAUUAAGAAUAGAAAAUUUAAAUCAUGAAUCCAAGGGCAUCUAGCAUCUAAGAGAACAAAUUCACAUUAAUAUGAUAUUUUAUUUCAUUAAAAUAUUCGUUCGUUAUUUUAAUUUGUUUAAACAACAAUAU